CCGGCUUUCCCUGACAGACACUGGAAGCUGCACGAUGACCACACACAUCACUCUUCAUCACACGUGACGUGUGGGUCUGACAGAAAGGAUGCCUACCUUCACAGUUCAUUUGAGGAAAGGGCAAUGGAAGCACAAAUGUUAACAGAAGGAAAAGCCACAGUGUAGCUCCUUAGCACGGAGACAGUAAUCAAGUCCUGUCCACUCCUGAGCAAAAGACCCAGGACACCUAACAGAAGCUUACUUACAAGGUGAAUUAAUGAGCAUUCUCUCCAGAUGAAGACAUCACACCUCACUCCCAAAACAGAAAGGUAUUAAUUUCAAAUACAGCUCCAGUGCGUAAAUAAGGAGACUCAUUCCUUCACGAGGGGAUAUACCCUGGAGCUCAAGACAUACCCGAGUAAAACACAGCUUCAUCACCAGUUCCUCCCACAUCCUAACAAACUGGCAACAUCAGCACCUCGGAUCCAUCAGCUUAACAGGCUAAAAAUGCCACUUUUUGGCUGGAUGAAGUGGUCAAAACAUGGGUCCUACAAACCCACACAGUAUCCGGGCUCAGAUGUGGUGACUAACACCCUGCUCCGGGAACUCAGGUGGCAUCUGAAGGAGCGAGAAAGAUUAACACAAGAGAUCGAAAAUGAACAAAAAGCAAAAAAAACAGGCGUGGAUUACAACUGGCUGAGAAACUACCAGAAUCCCCACAUGACCAUCCCAGCUACCGAACAAAGACAACUUGAAAUUCUUUGCUCACAAGUUCAACCUUAUCAAACUGGAACUAUUCUCAGCAGAUUUCGAGAAGUUUUGGCAGAAAACGACGUGCUGCCUUGGGAAAUAGUCUAUAUCUUCAAGCAAGUUCUGAGGGAUUUCCUAAAUAGUGCUGACAUAGGCAGUCACCAAGAGGGCCCGGCGGAGGCACGGAGUACAGACUGUGCCAUCCGCCCAGCGGUCCCGGGAGGACGCUCCAGGCAUCUAGACGAAGAUGAGAUCCCCACCAUUUCAAGCUACGUCGACAGAAACACAAAGAACAGGUUCCCAACAUUCUCACACAGAAUAUGGAACUUACCAUAUUAUUACCCAUCAAGUUAAGUUAUUUAGAGCCAGAGGAGUUUUUAUGACCACCUUAGUGUCAGAAUUCUUAAUAUUAAAAAUUAGAAAAAGUGACAUGACUUCACAUUACUCUUUGUUGCAGAGUUAAAUUUCCCCAGAUGUACCAUUUUAAAGUGAUCCUUUAAAUUUUAACCACUCUAAAAAUGCAGUAUUUUCAUUGAACAGUAUGCUUUUAACUAAAAUGUCUUCUAAAUAUUUUGAAAAAAUGUUUGAAGUACUUUCUUAUACCUCAAACACAUCCCACAGUAAUGAAGGCACUUUAUUUAGCAUGAAAUUUGACAAACUCUGUGUGAAACGUAGAUGUUAACCUUGACUUUUAUUCUAAAAGGAAGUGCUAUAUAGAAUAAAAUGAGUGUCUGACAUGAACCUUAUCUUUACAGUGUACACUGAAUCGUCUCCAGAAUAGUCAUUCUCAGCAAGGGAAGAGAAAGGCAUGGGUGAGGGGAAAUAAUACACAGUUUGAAACACAGCAGCGCUUUAUCCCAACACUUGGAUUUGUUUUUAAUUACAGUAUUUUUAAUCUCAACUAACAUUAAGAGAAAGCAUAAAAAUAUAGCUCUAUUACAUUAAUAAAAAGUGGACUGUUUUAACACUAGUAGCUGCUCUCAAAAAAUAAGCAUGCUAGCGUAUAACCUAAAAACAAUAUUAUGUUCAUUUAAAAUAGUAAACAUUCAAUAUAAAAAACAAUAUUUCAUAAUUUCAUUAAAGUAGGAAAUUAAUCAUUAGUCAGAUUUAUGUUUUUUACAAAGCUACAAUCUUUAUCAUUCUUCAAGGUAUGCCCAAGAAACCUACUGUCUACAACUGGAUAUCUGGAGGUUUACUGGGGGCUUUUUUUUUUUUUCAUCUAAAUAGAAAAAAAAUUCAAAAUUGGGACUACAUAUAUACUCCAAAAAAAAUCUUCUGACUCACUUUUCUCUGCACCCUCGGCCAACCUCCACACCAUUCUGAAGGGGCCUCAACUUGGUCUUAAAUCUUAACCAUGGAAUAAACAGUGCCAAUCUGACCAGGGCUUCACAAGGCAAAGGAAAACCCAGACCUAACGGACCUGAAAUAAAGACACCUCUCGUGCGCGUCUCCUUUUGGUUCCGUUUUCAUGACCUAACAGUCUAUGCUUCUCCAGUCAUUCUUAAGAUUCCUUAGAGUGGAUACUAUUUAUGGGCGAGAUAGUUAAUGUUACUGCCUUAAUGGUGAGAACAAAAUGUUUGUGUUAUAUAGAACUUGGAGUCUGUCUAUGCAACUCAGCACUAGGACUGGCGAUCUCACCAGGCCUAGCGGAAAACACACACCAGGAAGAGGCCCACACGGCAGCGUUCUCCCUCCAGGGCAUCUCACAUCGACACCGACCAGGUCACAUGACUGAGCCCACAGCACUUUCAAAAGAGAGCCACCCUCCCUGUUCAGUCAGGAAGAUAAAUUUUUUUAAUAACUCUUAUUAAAACACUCACAGUGACUGAAGAAGCUGUAGGUUUUAAUUCCCCAAGUCAGGAAGAAAACAAACCCCAUGCCCUCUCCUCUUUCAGUCGCCCACAGUGCAGCUCAACUCUACAGCCAGACUCCAAGAGAACACCACAACUCACUGUGUUUUCCCUAAGUCCUUAUCUCUCUCUCUGGUUUUUGUACUAUCCUGAGAAGUAUGUUUCCUGUGAGAGUACUGGUGGAUGUAAUUUAAAACUAGAGUUGUUUCUGGAAAAUC
Messenger RNA from Manis javanica (Malayan pangolin), 2797 nucleotides. It is a transcript of the gene RD3L, whose product is annotated as RD3 like. Lineage: Eukaryota; Metazoa; Chordata; Mammalia; Pholidota; Manidae. The record is from RefSeq and is a predicted model, not a curated record.